CAAGGUAAAUCAGAAAAACACUGCAGUAACAAAGCAGAGGCAUUAGUUGCUGGUUUAUUCUUGAUACUGAAGACUUGACAAGAUGGCUCGUUGUAAUCUGUGUGUGGUUGCAGUCCUGUUUCUGGCCCUGAAUGUAUUUUGUGAACAAGCAGCAGCUGCUGGUUGCUGUUAUUCCUAUUCCAUAAAGCCACUGCACUGCAGUCGGAUAAGAGGCUACACAAUACAGACCACCAAAGAUGCCUGCAACAUUGACGCAAUUGUGUUCCAUUCUAUCGGCAACCGUAACAUUUGCGCUAACCCUCUGGAUAAGUGGGUGAUGGACAGAAUUGAGUGUCUAAACCGCAGAGUGGACAACAUAAAUGGCAGAACAAGAAAAUGAGAGAAAAGAUGUUACUGAAAAGUAGUUGCCUCUUUAUUUCAUAAAAUGUGCAUGCAUUACACUUUCACAGUUUUAUUGUGAUAUAAUGUCUGUGGUAAAUUGAAAUGUUUCAAGAUUGAGAAACUUCCAAUAUUCUUUUAUAAGGAAAAAAACCAUGAAGUUUUAAAGCUUACUGUAUCACAAUGCAUUUUUGUAUAUGUGGUACUUAUUGGUAAAUGGGUUUCUGUUGUCCAGUACUUAACUCCUAUGGAAUAAUGUUAUAUUUAAAAACUAGUUUUAUUGUAGAUUUUUAUGAAUAAAAAAUAAAACUGUAAAUCAUAGGCCUGUUGUUCAAUAUUGUCUUUGGUUUGAACCAUAUUUCCAAGCUGUAUUGGAUGAAUGUCUUGUAAUGUGUGUCAAAUUCACAUAACUUAUAAAUAAAGAUAUCU
Molecule: messenger RNA, 807 nt
Organism: Acipenser ruthenus (sterlet)
Lineage: Eukaryota; Metazoa; Chordata; Actinopteri; Acipenseriformes; Acipenseridae
Product: C-C motif chemokine 20-like
Exons: 4
Coding region: 83-379 (98 amino acids)
Biological process (GO): cellular response to interleukin-1; lymphocyte chemotaxis; positive regulation of GTPase activity
Cellular component (GO): extracellular region
Molecular function (GO): chemokine activity; CCR chemokine receptor binding
Source: RefSeq, a predicted model, not a curated record